GAGCCAGCCGAGCCGCCGCCAUGGACGCCAUCAAGAAGAAGAUGCAGAUGCUCAAGCUGGACAAGGAGAACGCCUUGGACCGCGCCGAGCAAGCCGAGGCCGACAAGAAGGCCGCCGAGGACCGCAGCAAGCAGCUGGAGGACGAUAUAGCGCAGUUGGAAAAGCAACUGCGGGUGGCGGAGGACGAGCGGGACCGGGUUCUGGAAGAGCAGCACACCUCCGAGGAGAGCCUCCUCGCGGCCGAUGAGAAGGCCACCAAGCUGGAGGAUGAGCUGGUGUCUCUGCAAAAGAAGCUCAAGGGCACUGAAGAUGAGCUGGAUAAAUACUCCGAGUCCCUGAAAGAUGCUCAGGAAAAGCUGGAGCUAGCGGAGAAAAAGGCUACAGACGCGGAGAGCGAUGUGGCAUCUUUGAACAGACGCAUCCAGCUGGUAGAGGAGGAGCUCGAUCGGGCCCAGGAGCGCUUGGCAACCGCUCUGCAGAAACUGGAGGAGGCUGAGAAGGCGGCCGAUGAGAGCGAAAGAGGAAUGAAGGUCAUUGAGAGCAGAGCCCUGAAGGAUGAGGAGAAGAUGGAGAUCCAGGAGAUCCAGCUGAAAGAGGCCAAGCACAUUGCUGAGGAUGCUGACCGCAAGUAUGAAGAGGUGGCUCGUAAACUGGUGAUCAUCGAGAGCGACCUGGAGCGGGCUGAAGAGCGGGCCGAGCUCUCAGAAAGCAAAUGCGCAGAACUUGAAGAGGAGUUGAAAACUGUGACCAACAACCUGAGGUCGCUGGAGGCUCAGGCCGAGAAGUAUUCGCAAAAGGAAGACAAGUAUGAAGAGGAGAUCAAAGUCCUUACCGACAAACUGAAGGAGGCUGAGACCCGAGCUGAAUUUGCUGAGAGGUCAGUAACCAAGCUGGAAAAGAGCAUCGAUGACUUAGAAGAGAAAGUGGCACAUGCCAAAGAAGAGAACCUGAGCAUGCACCAGAUGCUGGAUCAAACUUUACUGGAGCUAAACAACAUGUGAACUUCCCCCUCUUAGCUGCAACAACCACAACAUAUUUUUUUUAACACCUGCUUUGCCAUCGCGCCCCCCCCCCCCUCUUUCAAUGUGUCUUUCGUGUUUUCCAAGUUGCCACGUUACAAAACAAUAAUUUUUAAAAAUCUGCUAAACCCCAGGCAUGGAGUUGGGGAAGCAGGAAAAUGCUGAGACAGGAAAGUUGCAUGUCGUUUCACCUAGUUUCUCUUUCUCUCUCUCUGGUUCUGAUGUGCCAUAACCCUGAGCACCCCAGUAACACAGCAGGUGAGCAGUCCUCGGUCAGGGGCAGAGAGAGAGAGACUCCCCACGGAGUUGCCAGUUAGAAAUUAAAACAAAGAUUAAUGCUUGAAACCCAAGUGAGGGAGGGGUAUUUGUGUGGGCCUUGGACUGGUAUCGGUAUCGUUCAGCGGCUUGUGCAGCUCGGCAAAUUGAUUUUCUUGGAGAGGAGACCUCCGGCUGGGAAAAUUCAGCCUCCCCGUAGCCUCUUCUGGGUUCAUGAACGAAACAGAUCUGCAAACCACGGUCUUGAUGCCAUUUAACACUUGAGCUCAAGAAACAUUAAUGGCUCACUACCAGUUUGUAAGACAGCCUUUUUUUUGUUGUUCAUUCCAUUCGUGAUGUUUUUAAGAUCUGCUACAAUGCCGGGGGCGGGGGGAAACCUAAAAUAUUUUACGUUGCUGAACUGGUUGGCAUUCUGUUUCUUGUCUCCGACAAAAAGGGAUUGGUUAAAUUUGGUGUUUGCCACGAGUUUGUUUCGCACACUUUUUUUUUGUUGUUCUGUUUGGAGCAGUUUUUAAAAGAAUCGUCUUGUAUGUAAACAUUGUAUAAUUGAUAAUGAAAUAAAACACACACUUUAGGACAUUUUCUAAAAAAA
Molecule: messenger RNA, 1887 nt
Organism: Heteronotia binoei (common prickly gecko)
Lineage: Eukaryota; Metazoa; Chordata; Lepidosauria; Squamata; Gekkonidae
Product: tropomyosin alpha-1 chain
Exons: 10
Coding region: 21-1001 (326 amino acids)
Biological process (GO): actin filament organization; cardiac muscle contraction
Cellular component (GO): actin filament
Molecular function (GO): actin filament binding
Source: RefSeq, a predicted model, not a curated record